UCCCGCGUGACGUCACGGGCAGACUGCGCUCUCCGGAUUGCAGCGGGGUUUUUUCUCCUGUGUUAAUCUAACGGAAAGGUGGAUCACUAUUCCAGUCGCGUCUCACGCGUAUUAUUUCCGUGGAUGUAAAAUGAACAUGCAGCAUAUCUGUGGACUUUACGACGCAAGCCCUUCUUUCAGUCCUUGAUACUUCUUUUUUCUUUUCUUUUCUCAUAUUUUCUUAAAGAAACGGACCUCAACUGAUCUUGCUGGGACAAACUUUUGGAGCUAUUCGUAAUCAAACGGCUCAUUUUCUGGAAGUGCUCCAGCUAAAUAUAACUUUCAAGAUGGAUGGACAGUGUUACUACAAUGAAAGCAUUGCCUUCUUUUACAACGAAAGUGGGAAGUACCUGGCCAGGGAGUGGAAUACAAUCAGCAGGCUGGUGAUGGGACUUGGGCUUACUGUAUGCAUCUUUAUCAUGCUUGCUAACCUCCUGGUGAUGGUGGCCAUCUACAUUAACCGCAGAUUUCAUUUUCCCAUCUAUUAUCUCAUGGCUAACCUAGCAGCAGCAGACUUUUUCGCCGGACUUGCUUAUUUCUACUUGAUGUUUAACACCGGGCCCAACACGCGCAGGCUAACUGUCAGUACAUGGUUACUACGCCAGGGCCUGAUCGACACCAGCCUGACGGCCUCUGUGGCUAACUUGCUAGCCAUCGCCAUCGAACGUCACAUCACAGUCUUCCGCAUGCAGCUUCACACCCGCAUGAGCAACCGCCGUGUGGUCGUCGUUAUCGUAAUCAUCUGGACUAUGUCCAUUGUCAUGGGUGCCAUCCCAAGUGUGGGCUGGAACUGUAUCUGUGCUAUCAAAACCUGCUCCAACAUGGCACCACUCUACAGUAACUCGUACCUUGUCUUCUGGGCCAUCUUCAACCUGGUGACCUUUGUGGUCAUGGUGGUGCUUUAUGCUCACAUAUUCAUGUAUGUCCGCCAGCGCACCAUGAGAAUGUCGCGCCACAGCUCAGGUCAGCGGCGUAACAGAGACACCAUGAUGAGCUUGUUGAAGACAGUCGUGAUUGUUCUUGGUGCUUUUAUCGUGUGCUGGACGCCUGGUUUAGUUCUCUUGUUGCUCGACGUUUUCUGCGAAGAAUGCAACGUGCUGACUUUUGAGAAGUUCUUCCUCCUCUUAGCUGAGUUUAACUCUGCCAUGAACCCGAUCAUCUACUCCUAUCGGGACAAGGAGAUGAGCGUUACAUUCAAGCAGAUCUUGUGCUGUCAGCGGCAGGAGAACAUAAACGGUACGGUGGAAGGUUCAGACCGUUCAGCUUCCUCCCUCAACCACACGGUCCUGUCUCCACACAAUAACGACCACUCGGUGGUCUGAACACAGCAGAGGAACACAGCUGGCACUAUCGGGAUUAAACCCAGGACUGGAAAAAAAGCUCCUUGCCCAGGGGCAGAGCUAAACAGGAGGCAUUUGCAUUACCAAAAAAAAAAAAUUUUUGGAAGGUUUUGUUUAUUUUAUUUUUUUUUUUUACAUGUUCCAAUUUUGGUAACACUAUAUUAAGUAUUUAAUGACAUUGCAAGGGGUUUCCAAAAGUGGUAAUUGUUAGGUCAACAUGAAUUUCGAUUUUUGUACAACCCAGUAAGUCAUGGGUGUCCACAGUAUUAAUAAAAAUCCUAUUAACCUUUUCGCUUAGGCUUUUGCACUAUAGAGGUAAGCAGUGCACUCUGGAGACCACUGAUUAAUGGCACAAUUUUGUCGUCAGCUAAUCUGAAGAAGAUAUGUAUCUCAUUUGGUCUGUGGCAUCACCUACUUAUCACUACAGAAUACAAGGAUAUAUGCUAAGGACAUCUAGAAUAGAAAACAAAACAAAACAGUGGUAUUAAAAGCUUUCACGUGGGAGCAGAGGAGAAAUCUUUACAUAACUUGAAUCACCUAAAGCUUACGUGGCAUAGGUUUUCCACCAGAACAGUAUCAGACGGUCAUCAUGUUUCAUUUGAAGACCAUGUCAGUAUCUUCUAGUUUGGAUUUGGGUAGCUCUUUAUGUUGUUUUUGUUUUUGUUUUUAAAUCAACGACCACUUACAUGUAUGAGCCAUUUAUUUUCAGGGAAUCAAUUUCAUGGACUGUCGCCACAUUAUAAAGUCACAAGUGCCCUUUAAAACAAAUCAAGAGGAUUUGGGGAUUUCUUGAUUCUUUUGAGGACUUUCAGGUUUCACUGACAAAUAGCUGUCACUUGGCUAACAAAAGUAACACACACACACACACACACUUGUCUUGUCAAUGAGAAGUGGACUAGAUCCCCGAGAUCGAUCCUGGUUCAUGGUGUGAUAUUGUUCAUGUCCAGCAGCCAGGGCCUACUUUAUUUUUUCUUGUGCCACAGUCAUGAAAUGUAUCUUAUGACAUGACAUAAGAGAAAUUAAAUGAUCAGUGUAUGUUGGUCUGUAUGUACAGUAUGUAUAUAAUAUAUGUAUAUAUUCAAUGUUAGUCAAAAAGGGAAUCUUUAUUUUUAAGGAUUAAGUGACCUUUUUUCUUUUUCUUUUAUUUUUUGCUCUCAGUUGUAUCCUGCUUUAACACUUAAAUUAUUUUUGAACUUUUUAACACGGAGGCAAACAUAUUUACUACUUCCCAUUAAUUCAUCUAAAAUUUUAGGUGAAGACCUGUUUAGCGGCGGUGCAAACGGUAACCGCGGACGGUUACAAAUACAGUGGAUACUAACAUUGCUAAUAAAUGUAACAGGAAAAAAUUCAUACGUUGCAAACUCCUACUGGUUUUUACAGCUCUAAUAUGUUAUUCCUCUUGGAUAUACCACGCCAUUUACCUGAAAUAUAUAGCCUAGAAAAAAAGUUCUUGCAUCUAAUUGGUUGAUAUUGCUGUUUGCCUUAAACCUCAGUCAUGGACUGUUGGUUUAUUUCCCUCCAUUUUUAUGAUUUAGCUAAAAACCACAGUUCUGUGAUGUUUAUUUCAUAUGAUUUUAAUCUCACCCAAAAUACUUGAUGUUAUAUUUUAUUUCCUCCCAUUCUCAAACCUAAAUUCUGUAUGGUAUGAGUCGCCUAAACUCACUAUAAUUCAAUCUGCCAGUCUUCUUAAAAUAAACUUGUAUGAUAUCAGGAAAAUUGCUCAUAUUUUAUUUCUACAUCCUUUUUUUUUUAUAAUUAUUUCCACGAUUUAUUAUUCUCAAUAUUGUCAAUGUUCAAUUGUGUCUUUCCCAGACUUGGAGAACAUCACAGGCUUAAAUUCAGACCUUUACGUAUUAGGAGCUCUGUACUGAACAGCAGUGUGUGAUGCUAUCACAAAAUAUGGCCAUAAGCAGGCUUCUUUUAGUCAGCAAAAUGCCAAAUGAGGCAAUCGACAUAUGAAUCUGGAAUGAUUGACAAUUACCAAGAUAUUUUGAAGUCU
Molecule: messenger RNA, 3378 nt
Organism: Hemibagrus wyckioides
Lineage: Eukaryota; Metazoa; Chordata; Actinopteri; Siluriformes; Bagridae
Gene: lpar1
Product: lysophosphatidic acid receptor 1
Exons: 3
Coding region: 327-1361 (344 amino acids)
Biological process (GO): phospholipase C-activating G protein-coupled receptor signaling pathway; neurogenesis
Cellular component (GO): membrane
Molecular function (GO): lysophosphatidic acid receptor activity
Source: RefSeq, a predicted model, not a curated record